Chanos chanos (milkfish) is the source of this 2226-nucleotide messenger RNA. Its product is annotated as fidgetin. The transcript has 2 exons. Gene Ontology annotation, molecular function: ATP binding; microtubule severing ATPase activity; ATP hydrolysis activity. NCBI's taxonomy places the organism in Eukaryota, Metazoa, Chordata, Actinopteri, Gonorynchiformes, Chanidae. The record is from RefSeq and is a predicted model, not a curated record. Bases 25 to 2226 code for a protein of 733 amino acids.
GAAGCAAGUCUGUACGGCGUGACCAUGCAGUGGACCCCAGAGCAGACGCAGUGGGCAGAGCAACACUUCGACAUCACAUCCACCACGCGCUCGCCCGCCCACAAGUCACAGGCUUUCAGGGGCCAAAGGCUAUCAACCUCGUCCGCCGCGGCCUACCAGUACUCCUGGGCGAAUGAUGAUAUCUCCGCCCUGACUGCCUCAAACCUAUUAAAGAGAUACGCGGAGAGGUACUCUGCAAUUUUGGAGGUUCCCUGUGACAGGAACAUAGUGGGCUACCCUGACACUGCCGUUUCUGGGUCCACGGGACUGAUAAAUGGGCGGAAAACCGACGCGGACCCCUGGCAGGAGGGCGUGUACCCUUCUUUGGGGUGCGUCCCCGAGGUCCUCCCGAAAGGCGUGUCUGAUGUUUCGGUAAGUGUGUGUAGCUCCCCCGGUGUGGGCAGCGGUAGCCUAACCGAGCCCAGUUUCUCCUCCAGCAGCUGUGGUAGCCAGUCAGGUGCGCAGGAAUACGCCGGUACCACUUACAACGGCGCCUACCUGCAUCCGGGAGGCGGGUACAGUGCCGUACACCCGGCGCCUGCCUUGUCUUCACCGCUUCUCCAGCCCACCCCUUCCCAUGCCAGCCUGGUGCCAACCUACAGUGCCAACACCUCUCCCUCUCUUGCCCCAUACAAUUAUGCCCCAGCUGGUUACGCCCCACAGAACACCAUGACAUCAGGCUACAGUCCUCCUCCCCCCUCGUCCUAUCUUCCAACAGGCAUUGCGGCACCCACCCCUUUACCAACUACUGGAUUGGCUGGCUACUCUUACCCACCUCAAAGCCUGGCACCCAUCAUGCCUGCCACUCUGAAUGGCAGUGCCACGAGCGCCAACGCCCUAAAGAGGAAAACGUACUACAUGCCCGGCCAGGGUGAGAUGGGCCCAUAUGAAGACUUUGGAUUCAGCGGUCAGGCCAACACUGAGCCACCCUCUGCUCAUAGUCCUCUGUUCCGACCAGAGGUGGGGGAUGACAUCAGCAGCAGUCAAGGAAGCGGGUUUGACCAGUCCAUUGAUGGCAGGUCUCUAACUUUCAAACCUGUUGGUCACGGGGGUUCUCUUACACCUCCGGGUUAUGGCUCUAAGACGCCCCAUUCUGGAGAACGGCUAGCGGACUUUGGGUCUCCAACGGCGACCAUGAGUGAACGUAGCGACUGUGAGUCCAGACAGCACUUUUCAGCUACCUCAACCUCACACACUCAACCUACUGCUUCCUCACACACUCACAAAGUUUCGACCACGCACACACUUUCUAUCGAGGAGCAGUUGAAAACGGUAGACCCUCGUGUGAUUGAGCUGGUUAGCUCUGAGGUUGUCCAGCAGCUGCCUCUCCUGGACUGGAGUGCAUUGAUCGGGCUGGAUGCCCCUACAGCCGCAUUGAAGGACCAUAUCCUGUGGCCUGCCCUGCAGUCGGACCCUUUCUCUAGGCAUUCUCACUCGAACACUCUCACUGCUCCUCCGCAAGCUAUUCUCCUCUUUGGACCUAGAGGGGCAGGACAGACCCUUCUUGCACGCUGUGUAGCCAGCCAGUUGGGAGCAACUUUCUUUCACUUACGCUGCUCCUUGCUUCUGUCUGAUUGGCUGGCGGAGAGAGAGGAGAUACUUCGGGCCACGUUACUCCUGGCCCACACUCGACAGCCUUCCGUGGUCCUCCUGAGCGAGGUGGAGGUGGUCCUUGCACUGCCGCUGCACGAGGAGGCUCCCACAGUGGGGUUAAGGCAAGAACUGCUGUCAUGGUUGGACAGGCAACAGCACCAGGCCAAAGAGGGCCGAACCCUGCUGCUCUGCUCCACCAAUCAGCCGCAAGAGCUGGAGGACCAGUUGGUCCGACGCUACUUCAACCACCGAGUGUUGGUGCCACUACCGGACGCAGCUGCCCGUCUCCAGAUCAUUGGCCAAACCCUAUCGCAGAACGGCUGCUGCCUAAGCGAGGAGGAUGCGGGCCUCUUGGCGCAGAGAACUGGAGGCCUCACUGCACGGGAGCUGAGGCGCAUUUGCCAGGAAGCCGUUAGGGGCGUGGUGGGUGGUUCAGGAUUAGAACUCUCUCUUUCUGCCAUCCUUCCGGGACAAGUGAGGGCUCUGUCAUACCAGGACUUCCACAGCGUGCUGUGUGAGACUCAAGCCAAUUCGGCACAGAGAGACAUGGACUUGUUCACGGAAUGGGACCGAAUGCUGCAUUGCAGUACUUGA